AUCGACGCAAGAGGAAGAGGAACACCUCAAUCGCUGCCGGCCCAUCCGCCCUGCUCGCUCGGCGCCUCGGUCACUUCAGUCCCCCGUCUCCGCGCCGCCGGCCGCCAGGAUCGCCCCUCCCUCCCGGGCCCUGGCUCCUUAGCCCUCGCCGUCGCCGCGCCCCACGCCUGAGCUCCGCCCCCCUCGUCCCGCCGUGCGCCCACGCCCGCGCCCGGCGACCGUCAGUUACGAAAACGAGAUUAAGCAUAACCUUGGCUUGCUCUGUUGCUCUCAGCAAACGCUGGUCACAAGUCGGCACUGGGGGAUUAGCUCGGGUUUAACUCAAAGCCUUCACCCACCUCCAGCUUCAUGGCGGCCACCAACGCAGCGGCGGAGGCGGAGGCGGAGGCGAGGAGCAUCCUUGCACGCGCCGCGGAGUCCUCCUUCCCGCCGCUCCACGCCGUGCACCACCUCCUCUCCGUCGGGAUCUGUGUACGAUGCAUCCUUCGCCUGUUUGGAGCCUAUAGCAGUUCCUGCUCUUGUGUGUCUCUUACGGCAUCAGUGUUGCAUUCGUUUCUUGAAGAGCAUGAUGAUUUCAUAAAAGGAGGGUUUUGUCCAUGUCUGUCAACAGAUGAUGCAUACUGCUCUGUCUGCUUGGGAGUAUUGCUGCCAGCCUGCCAUCAAGAUGAAGGGAAAGGAACGCCCCAUGGUGUUUCUCAUAUUGAUAACAUCUCUUCAAUGAUAUCUCAAGUAGUCCAAAGAGAGAGUUACCAAGUUGACGGGUUCUCUCUAGAAAUUUCACUGCCACCAGUUAUAGCAGUUACUGAGCGUGCAGUUAGAUUGUAUAUGAAACAAAAAUAUGGCAAUGAGAAUUGGUUCAAAGACAAAACGUUUCCACAGCAAACCAUGUCAGUGAAGGAAGCCUUGCGACUCUUGAUAGUACCAUCACUCGAGAAACAAAUUAAUGCUAAACAUUGUAACAAUUCUUUUCGAAUUCGCUUAACAUAUACUCAUGGUGAUGCUUCACAAAAGCUUCAAAGUUUAUUGCCAAAUGAACAUGGCCGUAAAAGAAAAACAGAGUCAAGAAAUGGAAGUGAUACUUAUAGUGAGGCUCACAAAAGGAAUUCAACAGAUGACAAUGGUAAACAUACAAUAAGUGAAUCAGAUUCAUUCAUCAACAAGACUCUUGAGGGCAUCAAAGAUCAAGAGUUAUGUAAUUUAAUUCAGUUGCCACCUGAAAAGGUGUCCAAAUCCUGCCAUCUUGUGAUAUCAUGCCUGAGAUCACCUAUAUAUAUUGGUGGAAGAUACUUGAAGCUUUCAAGGAAUGUCAGUCAGUCAUGUUGGAUAAUCGACGAUGAGAGAAUGGGGGAAGCAUCAGUUGAGGAGAUAAUUGGGGAGAACGUUCGUGCCAUCUGCAGAUGUGAUAGCUACAAGUUCCACGCUGCUGGAAGAGAAGACAUUGAUGUACGGAUGCUUGGAUCUGGUCGUCCAUUUCUAGUUGAAGUCCUGAAUGUUCGAUCCAUCCCAUCUGCAAUUGAAGUUCAACAAAUUGCAGAAAAGAUUAAUAACUCUGAAAAGAAAUAUGUCAGAGUUCAUAAUCUCAAGUUGGUAGGCAAUGAAAUAUGGACCAUGAUGCGUGAAGGAGAAUCAGAGAAACAGAAACAAUAUGCUGCCCUUAUAUGGACUUCUCGUGAACUGGCGGAUAAUGACCUGCAUAACAUUUCCCUUAUGAAGGAUAUGGAAAUUGUACAGAAGACCCCAAUAAGAGUACUUCAUCGUAGAAGCCCGUUAGAACGAAAACGUAUUAUACACUGGAUGGAGAUUGAGAAAGUUGCAGGCAGCUCAAACUAUUACUUGCUGCAUCUAUGCACUCAGGCUGGGACAUACAUUAAAGAAUUUGUGCACGGUGAUCUUGGACGCACGCACCCAAGUAUUGGUGCCAUAUUACAGUGCAGAGCUGAGAUAUUGCAACUCGAUGUCACUGAUGUUAAGAUGGACCUCCUGCAGUAGCGUGCCCCUAUCUGAUACCAUGCUCCAUUUGUAUGACCGGUUCCCACAUGUGUGCGUCUACGAGACGCGAUCCCUGCAUAUGACGAGGCAAUGCUGUAGCGGCAAGCACAAGGACGCCAAAAUCUGUUCUGUUCGUUGUGCGUACAAGCUCAUGGAAAAAUAAAAUGCAAAUUCCCGCAGCUACAUUUUUGUCCAUGUUGCGGAGAGAAUCGACCCAACCUCUUUCGGCUCCAGUGUAACCUUAUGCUGUAGUAUCACAAAAUCAUAUGUACAUCGAGUGACGCCCAGGCUCCAGUGUUACCUUAUUGCCUAACGCUGUUAAACUGGGCAAUGACACACUGAUACUUUCCAAAUAAGCAAAUGAGAUCAUACUUGUAGCUUGGUAACUUGACACAGAGAA
Phragmites australis (common reed) is the source of this 2389-nucleotide messenger RNA. RefSeq lists its product as uncharacterized. Bases 349 to 1989 code for a protein of 546 amino acids. Gene Ontology annotation, molecular function: RNA binding; pseudouridine synthase activity. The transcript has 15 exons. The record is from RefSeq and is a predicted model, not a curated record. NCBI's taxonomy places the organism in Eukaryota, Viridiplantae, Streptophyta, Magnoliopsida, Poales, Poaceae. Gene Ontology annotation, biological process: tRNA pseudouridine synthesis.